CUCGAAGCCCGCGAAGAAGACGUGUUUCCGGUAGCUCGGAACCGGAAGCGCUUUGUCUGUACGGCCGUCUGUGGAAGGCGGGUGGCUGUACGGGAGUUUUUACGCACAACAACAAGCAUCAAUGAUCAAAAUGACAUCGAAGGCUAAAGUGGGGAAAGUGGGCUCAAAGAGCAAAGACGAUGCGCCUCACGAGCUGGAGAGUCAGUUCGUCCUACGACUUCCCUCGGAAUAUGCGUCAACCGUGAGAAGAAUUGCACAGUCUGGAAGCAUGAACCUCAAAGACAGACUCACGAUAGAGUUACACGCUGAUGGUCGCCAUGGGAUAGUGAGGGUGGACCGCGUUCCUUUGGCUUGCAAGUUGGUUGACUUGCCCUGCAUCCUCGAAUCCCUUAAAACAGUGGACAAGAAGACCUUCUACAAGACUGCUGACAUCUGUCAGAUGUUAGUUUGCACUGUCGAUGGCGACCUCUACCCUCCUUUAGAAGAGGUCACCGGGAGCACAGACCCCAAGAGCAAAAAGAAGGACAAAGACAAGGACAAGAAAUUCAUCUGGAAUCACGGCAUCACUCUCCCUUUAAAGAACACGAGGAAGAGAAGGUUCCGGAAGACGGCAAAAAAGAAGUAUAUUGAGUCUCCAGAUGUGGAAAAGGAGGUGAAGCGACUCCUCAGCACAGACGCCGAGGCAGUCAGUGUUCGGUGGGAGGUGAUCGCAGAGGACGAGACCAAGGAACCGGACAGUCACGGCUCGCUGGCCAACCUGGACUCCUCUCCAGGGACCUCCGGGCAUAAGAUGAGCCACGGUUCCUCCGUGCAACGCGACGAGCUACGCGAGAUGUUCAACGACAUCAGCAGCAGCGAGGAUGACGACGACGAGGGCGACCGGCAUGAGGACGACGACCUCAACAUCAUGGACACGGAGGAUGACCUGGAGCGGCAGCUACAGGACAAGCUGAGCGAGUCAGACGGAGCGCGUGAUGAGAGUGAUGGCAACAACCAGAUAGUGAUGGAGUACCAGGUGCAGAUCAACAAUGUCAAAUCCAAGCUGCAGGAGACACGUGCCCGCAAGAAGCAACAAGAAGAUUUAAUCAUGAAGGUGGAGAACCAGGCCUUGAAGAAUCGCUUCCAGGCUCUCCUGGAUGAAAUUAUCCGGCAGGAGGAGCGUGAAAUGGAACAGCUGGCCUCAUUACAAGAGCAGCUGGACUCACUGAUUGAGAAGUGACCAGCAGGGCGCAGUGUACAGUCAGCACAGGCCAAGCUUGCAGUCUUCCCGUGGAAGAGGAGCUGCUACUCCUAUUGAUCUUCAUGAGCUAAUGGACCUUUU
This is a messenger RNA of Scleropages formosus (Asian bonytongue), 1321 nucleotides long. It is a transcript of the gene taf7, whose product is annotated as TAF7 RNA polymerase II, TATA box binding protein (TBP)-associated factor. The record is from RefSeq and is a predicted model, not a curated record. Gene Ontology annotation, cellular component: transcription factor TFIID complex. NCBI's taxonomy places the organism in Eukaryota, Metazoa, Chordata, Actinopteri, Osteoglossiformes, Osteoglossidae. Gene Ontology annotation, molecular function: RNA polymerase II general transcription initiation factor activity. The transcript has 13 exons. The coding region runs from base 122 to 1219 and encodes 365 amino acids. Gene Ontology annotation, biological process: RNA polymerase II preinitiation complex assembly; transcription initiation at RNA polymerase II promoter.